UGACGUUUCCAUAGAGCAAAGAUGGCGGCUUUCACUCGUUGCGAAAAUAACAGGUAACUCUUUUAUUUCGAAACUGAUGGCGUCCAAAAAAAUAUCGCUACAAGAAGAGCAUAUCCUUCAACUUAUACUAGAAUUUCUGAGCUCUAGAAAGUACUAUAAGUCUGCCAGAUCACUAGAAAAAGAGUCAGGGGCGAACACAAAUCCUUACUCGGAAAACAUAAGUUUUUUUCGUGAUCUAGUUUUGGACGGCGAUUGGGCAGCUGUGAGGGAAUUCGGGGAACCGUUAGCCGACAUCCCGGCCUUUGAAUAUCGUAGGUUUAACUUUCUUGUUGCAAAACAGGAGUAUUUAGAAAUACUGUUUGAAAAAUGCGAAGGAAACACGAUCAAAGAUGAACAAGCUUUACGUGAUCGACUAUUAGCCUGCCUUCAAAAUUUAGAACUAUACUGCACGUUUAAGGAGGAGUACAAUAAACUGUAUUGGUAUUUAUCUGUACCAUCACUUCGCACUGAGCCCGAAUUUUGCAACUGGAGUGUAGAUUCAUCCCGCAUGCAACUUUUUGAAGAAAUGUUGCAGUUAUUGAAACAGUUUAUCCCCAUUGGUGAGCAAAAUUUAGCAAAAGACAGUUUGGUAUCAGAAGAUAGAUUAUUAGCCCUUCUGUUUAAAGGUUCGCUUUAUGAAAACUGCAUCGAGUUUUGUCAAAAGCAAGCAAUGGGGAAAAUGGCCACAUCUGACUUUCUGCCAACUGAUAUAAAGGUUGACCUUUUUCGAAAACAGUCGCUAAAAAGUACAGGAAAUUUUUAUUCAUGGCUUCACAGUCUGUCAAAAGAAAGCUUUGUGGAACCCUUUGAGGAGCUCAAUUUUGAUGUACAGGUCGCAAAACGGAAACCAACUAGGGUUAAUGCCGAGGUGAAAAAUAACUCCCUCAGUCGAAGUUUGACUAUCGAGUUGAAGACACCAGCAAAAGUUUUCUUGCAGAAAGGGAGGGAUGAAAGAAGGAAACGUUUCACCGAUUUUCCAACAUGCAAACCAACGUUUUUAGAGUUUGAUAUGCGAGAUGUUUCCCAGUCGUUUGCUGAAUUUGAAUUUGCUGAGAAUAGUAACAAUAGAUCAGGGCUUACUGGACGUCCGAAAACCCAAAAGUCCGCCCCAAAUGAUCAAGAAGUGUUUUUGCAAAAUGGUGAAAUCUAUCCAAACGCACCUGUUGGUCAUGUGUCUGUUUCUCCGGGUAAGCCAGCAGAAUCUCCAAGGAAAACCCGACGUGAUCAACAAGACUUAGUUUUGCAACAAUUGGAAGAACACAAGCAACGUCAACGAGAGUUGUACGAGCAGCUAGCCGAGAGUGCCAGCCUGGCCAAGAUGGGUGGUCGAAUUAAGGAUACCAAAACCAAUGAUGUUAUUCCUGACGAGUCUGCAAGAAGCUUAGAAGCUGUAAAGAAGAGCAUUCAGAGCUUGAAGUUAUUAGCAGAAAGUUAUGAAAGCCCUAAGGGAACUCACAUUGGUCAAACAGAUCUGGUCAAAGAUGAUGUUUUUAGACUGAGUGAAGACAGAUUAAACACUGGAAAGAAGAAUACUAGCCAAAGUGCAUCUUCCCAGCAAGAUUCUCGUCCAAACACCAUCAGUAUCACCAAUGACAUGUCGGCAAGAAAGAGUUCAUCGUCAACCCCUGGAUCAGCAGCUCUUCCUAAAACUCCUGUGAAUACUUGCUUACCUCCUGGCCUCGUGAAAUUGACUGAUGGUUCUGGAGCUUUUAAUACCAGGUAUGUGUUGUGUGUUGGUCAUGCAGUUUUCUGAUUAUCAUCUCAUUACCAUGUCAAAAGACUCUGCCUUGACUCUAGCACUCCAGAUGUCAACUGCAAUAACUCUGAACCAAUAGAGAUGUCCUUACUGGACCUCUUUUCUAGCACAGAUAGAUGAUGCCUGAUCUAGUAGGGGGAAAGGUCUAAAUACAUAAUGAUAUGGCUAUGCUAAGAAAAUUGAUUUAACAUCACUCUCUAUACUAUAUGUCCACCGGGGCCUAUCUGUCUGUUUGUUUGACUGUCUGUUUGUCUGCCUAUCUAUUUGUCAGAUCUACCUUUUCAAAUGCCAGAACUCCGUUUUCAAAUCUGCCAAAACUCCGUUUUCAAAUGCCAAAACUCCGUUUUCAAAUGCCAAAACUCCGUUUUCAAAUGCCAAAGCUCCGUUUUCAAAUGCCAAAACGCCGUUUUCAAAUGCCAGAACUCCGUUUUCAAAUGCCAAAACGCCGUUUUCAAAUGCCAAAACGCCGUUUUCAAAUGCCAAAACGCCGUUUUCAAAUGCCAAAACUACUUUUUCAAAUACCAGAACUCGUCUUUCAAAUGCCAGAACUCCGUUUUCAAAUGCCAAAACUCCGUUUUCAAAUGCCAAAACUCUGGUAAAAGCCCCUCCCUGGUAAAACCAUUCCCUGAUGUUGGAAUGUCUUUUCUAGCACACCCAAAGCUGAACGUCAAUCAUUCACGACACCUUUACCAGCAUCACCAGUGGCAUCUGAACAAAGAUUUUCCAGAGAUGAUAUUCUGCUGCGGCAAUCUCGACAACGACAAGAAAAUCCUACACAAGAAGGAGAUACUAAACCAGAUGCUGUAUGUGUAAAUAAUUUUGACCUGGUUCAUCUUCAUCUCUUAUUAUUAUGUAUCCACACCAUCUCAACCUUGCUUCCCUCACCUUCUCUGCAAUGUCUACCACACCACAUCUCCUGAUCUCUUCAUUCCGUAAUGUCUCUGACUAGCUCUCCUUCAUCUCUUCGUAUUACGUGUCCACAUCAUCUCAACCUUGCUUCCCUCACCUUCUCUGCAAUGUCUGCAAUUACAUUUAUUAUUUCUUUCAGAGUGGACAAACACCAAAAGCAUCUGGCACAAGGCAAUUCACUGUACGAAGAUCUUUGGUGAAUACAGUUUUCCAGAAUGAAGAUAAUGUAAAAGUGGAAACUGACCCUAAAUUUCAAUCUAGAACUACCUUAACUAACAAUACUAACGUAGAUUCUUCUAGACUGCAUAAUGCAAUCAUGGAUCCCCCAACAAAAACUGUUCAAACCAGAUCUGACUUUGUCAAAGAAACGUUAGGGAGUGAUCCUAUGGAAUCGAGGAAUCAAACCUCUAGUCCUUUUUCAUGUGGGAAUGAUGUGAAAGAUUCAAGAUUUCAAGCUAGUUCUGGCUUAAACAGGAUUGGUAGAAGAAUCGAUAGUCAUCCUACCACCUCAGUCGAAACUAAGAACUCGAAGUUCCAGAAGCAUUCUACAGCAAAUAAUCCUCAUACCACGGUGGGCAACCGUUUGUCCAGACCUGACGAUCCCAAGGACUCGAUGUUUCAAGAUAAUGACAAUAUAAAAGACACAGAAAAAAGAAAUGAGAUUAAUUUUCGUGCAACAGUAGGAAGUAAUCCUACAAGCUCAAGGUUUCAUAACUAUUCCAACACAAAUAAUCCUCAAAGAACAGAGGAUACGCGCAAUGCCCCCGGACUGAGUGAUCUUAAAGAUUCAAGGUUUCAGGAUAUUUCUGCUAUAAAAAACACUCGGAGUAGCAUAAUUUCUACAGUACCUACACCACACAAUACUGAAGGCAUGCUGCAAAGCUCAAACGAUGCUCCAUUGAACUUUCAAAAGUCAGCCAUGUUAGCAGACACGCAAGCAAUACGUGCUGUAGCCUUCCACCCCAAUGGAAACUACUUUGCUGUCGGGACAAACUCCAAAUCAUUGAAAAUUUGUCGUAAGAAUGAAUCUCGUUAUUUUGAAAGGUACGGUUUUGUAGGUAUUUCAAACGUAGUGGUCCAGUAUAGAUAGUGUUCUACAAUAAGCUGCGUGGUUUAUGUCUGAACUACCUGAAGAAGAUAUCUCAAACGUGGUGGUCCAGUGUUGGUAGUAUUCUACAAUAAGCUGUCAUGGUUUGUGUCUGAACUACCUGAAAAAGAUAUCUCAAACGUGGUGGUCCAGUGUAGGUAGUAUUCUACAAUAAGCUGCAGUGGUUUGUGUCUGAACUACCUGAAAAAGAUAUCUUAAACGUGGUGGUCCAGUGUAGGUAGUAUUCUACAAUAAGCUGUCAUGGUUUGUGUCUGAACUACCUGAAAAAGAUAUCUCAAACGUGCUGGUCCAGUGUAGGUAUAGUAUUCUACAAUAAGCUGUCAUGGUUUGUGUCUGAACUACCUGAAAAAGAUAUCUCAAACGUGGUGGUCCAGUGUAGGUAGUAUUCUACAAUAAGCUGUCAUGGUUUGUGUCUGAACUACCUGAAAAAGAUAGGAAACACUUUCUUUGGCCUUUUUGGCGAAAACCCCUCGUCAGUUGGUCAAUUGGAAUCGACUACUACUAAGUAACCUCUUUACGAAGGAUCUUCGCUUGAAGUGUUUUUAAUCUUUUUAGUUCAGACACAGACCGGCUUAGUUUACAUGUUCUUAGGAUUUUCUGUGUAUGUUUUAUUCAGAGAUGAACAUGACACCCCUGAACUUGAGGUGUUGCAUCAGAAAACAUCAAUUCACAAAGGUUCUGUGUACUGUGUGGCGUUCAGUUCAAAUGGCGAAAUCAUUGCGACUGGCUCGAACGACAAAACGAUAAAACUGUCGAGAUUUAACGCAGAUAGUCCAGUCAACCUAGAAGUUCAGAUGGAAUUGGCAAUACACAAUGCUACGGUCAGAGAUCUGACGUUUGUUAACUCAGCUGCGGGUGGGCAUCCCGUUUUAGCAUCGGGUGGUGCAGGUAAGAUUUGAAUUCCAAAUUCAGGUGUGGUUGCAUUUUUAUCUGUGCGGUGCCAAAAGUUGAACGUAGUGUACUGUAAAAUGGCCUUAAAUCUUUGUUCAAUGUGCCUUUCUCACGAAGUACUGUCUGCCCUCGUGAAAGAUUCUAGACAAUUCAAACAAUGUGAAAAGCGACUUUUAAAAGUUGUAACUGUAAAUUUUCCAUUAUACAAACAACUACAAUACUAAAAAGUUGUAUUUCGUGGUGCGGAGACUCUCAAACGUGAGAGAGGCAGUACCCCAAAAAUGGCGGGAAAAAUUGGCCGUGAGAAAGGCUAAUUUAUCACCUCUAGAGCAAGACUACCACUAACCACCAUCUGCUGCACGAUAUAGUGUUUAGAUAUUUUCUCUUAUUUUAGGUGGGGGUCUUAUUCACUUGUCUGAUUGCUGCACAGGACAGACUAUUUCCUCGCUCCAAGGGCAUGCUGGGAACGUUAUGGCAGUCUUUGCUAGCGAGCAGGCUCACUUGCUGUGUUCUGGGUCAGCGGAUAAGACAGUGCGAUUGUGGGACUUGAGGAUGGCGAAGUGUAUUGAUGUGAUGGCGACCAGCAGCUGUGUUACGUCAGUGUGUUUCAACCAUGCUACAGCUCACUCGCUGUUGUUAGCUUCAGGUUGGUGUGGACUGCAGUACAACAUGGAUUGGUAAUAGUCGAUGGUUUCGAGUGCAAUUUGGAAAAAAAACAUGCACGAGUGAGUUUUUCAAAGACUGUCAAAAAUUGCACGAGUCCGAAGCAGUGGCGUAGCAAACUCGAUAAUUGGGGAGGCCAGUAUUCGUAUAUUCGUGUUCUACAUCAUUAAUUUCUUUUGAAAUCAAUUGUUUUUAAGGUCUGUGAACACGAAUAUAUGAAUAUUGCCCCCCCCCCCCCACCAAUUAUCGAGUUUGCUACGCCACUGGUCCGAAGGACGAGUGCAAUUUGAAAUCUUUGAAAAACUCACGAGUGUAUGUUUUUUCAAAUUGCACGAGAAACCAUACUAUUACUUAUUAAUAAUUUACAUGAAAAAAUAUGCAGUCACUUGUGCACAUUUAGAAAUUAUGAAAUUUGAAAAAUAAAAAAAAAUUUGCACUGUAUUUCAUUUUUUUAGCACUGUGUUUCGAAAAACUUGCACUGCUCUUAGCCAAUCAGAAUUGAGAAACUUUUUCAUAUAUAUUAUUAAAUCUGUAAACAACACAAAGCGUAUAAUACUUUAGUUUGUGGAAACACCACGUAAAUUUAUUACUGCGUCCUUUUACGGCCAUGCAAACCUACAAACUUUUCACGUCUUUGACCGAGAUUUGAAUGCAGUUGUCUCAUGAUAAUUUCACCUCACAUAUCAGGGAAAAUGCUUCCAGUUUGACUCUACCAAAUACCGCAGGUUCUCGCCUGGUACUCGGGUUUCCUUCUGCAGUAAAUGUAGACCGCUAAGCAAUGAUCCUUAAGCUGGUCCACAUAUGCCUACGGUAUAUCAUUGUUUACAGCUGUUGAUGCAUAUACAUCCUUUUGUGAAUUAUUUGGUUGAACUGCUAACGACAAUAGCCCGCCGACAUACCACAGGUAUAUGUGAAACAGGCUUUACUGGACUUGCAGGGAGAACAGUAGGACUGGUAGGGCUAUCCAGAAUAAAAUAACCGUCACCUUAUAUUUUUAUUUAUCGUUUGCAGCUGAUGACAACGGUCAAUGUAUAGUUUACGAUGUUGGCGCAAGGAGAUCGAUUACUUCAUUUACUCCGCACGAAAUGGACUGUAGAUCUAUUCGAUUCUCCCCAGACUCCCAGCACCUCCUCACGGGUUCCUACGACGCAUGCGUAGCAGUUACCAGUGUACAUUACAACAGCAGUGAGAUGCUAUCCGAGUCACGUGUUGUGGCAACACACAGAGACAAAGUCAUUCAAUGUCGUUGGCAUCCAAGUGAGUGUGUGUUUCUUAGUAGCAGUGCGGACAAAACUGUUGUUUUAUGGGAACAAAGUUAUGAUAGACAUGAUAAGCUAUGAAGGUAUGUUGUAACUAAACUUGUAAUACUUGUUGCAAGUUGUUACAAAAAGUUGUUACACACAACUUGCGAUCAGAAUGCAUUUCAACAACUUGUUCAACAACUUGUUGUUGAUAAGUUGUUGGUGAUAAACGUUGGUGGCAACUAAACAACAUGUAUAUAACUCAUAAGCUUGAAGAUGUGAGAAAAUGCGUGAAUUUUGGCACACUAUAGCAACGACCACCGUAUUGAAAGUGUGAAAUUUUAGUGAACCAUCUGUCUAUAUGUAUCGUAAAAUAUUUAUACAGCAUAAAAAUUAUAUUUAAGCAUAUAUCACUCUUAAAUAAUAUAUUUCAAAAAUUCAUAUUUAAUAACAUAUAAUCACCCUUAUAUAAUAUAUAUAAAAAAUAAUAGUUAAAUACAUCAUGUACAUGUAGUUUUUUUUGUGUUCUUGGUGAAAACCAACCGGCAAUUUUGACGAAAACACUACAUUAAUAAGACCAUACUUUAACAAACCCGGGCAAAACUACUGUUCCUUACACGAGCUACAAGGCAAUAUAGCUAACUCUAAUUUCUCAGCAUUUUUAAUAAGUUUCUGAACGAACGCUAAACUUUUCUCCCUCACAUUCGUGCUAUUAAUCUCCAAAAUUUCAUCGCCCACAUGUAGGAGUCCACCCAGAAAUUUCUCGGCCUUUUUAUCCACAAUUUUACAAACGAACAUACCGUCUUUGCGUUCUUCGUAUCCUUUACGAAUGUUGAAUCCAAAGGUCACUUUAUCUGGUCUGCGAAGUUCGAUAAUAUAAGCAGUGUCUAUGCUGGAAUGGCAUCCUACCACUCUGCCUAAGGCGAGAGCUUCCUUCGGGGAACUCACGAGCUUUUCGGAAUUUUUCUUGGACUUGGAUGAACUUUUUCUGUGAAAAAAUUCUCGUAUUUUUUGUUUCUUGCUUCUUGAAUGAGUGGAACGUUUUCCUGGAAUUUCGUUGACCUUGUAGAAGCCAGUUCUUCGGGUGAAUUUUGUGUGGUGUUUUUUGCUAGUUGGGUCAAGCGGUAUAGCCUCGCCGGGCAUGAAAGUUCGGUUUUCGGUAAAAGCGUUCUCGCUAGUUAGUAGGUUCGGCAUACUGCGCCAUUUUGUUGCAUUGGUCGUUGGGGUGGAUCUUGACUGUUCUCUUGGUGUGAAAUGGUGUGUGGUGGUUCCU
Messenger RNA from Paramuricea clavata, 7880 nucleotides. The record is from the annotation of a GenBank genome assembly. Lineage: Eukaryota; Metazoa; Cnidaria; Anthozoa; Malacalcyonacea; Plexauridae.